GGUGGGCAUCUCUGACUUGUGGGUGCUCCGAGUUCGCGGGGGCCCCGGUGCUCCCUCGGGUGCUUGGGCCACCGUCAUCUUCACCGACCUGAACGAGUCAACUUUACACAGACUUCUCCAUGGCCUGGGCACCCGUUCCCGGCUGAACAGUUUUCGGUUUGGUGGACAGCUCCGGUGCUGAGGCCGAUUCGUCGCGGCGGCGGUGGAGAUCUCAGGUCGCUCAGACAGUCUGGCUCUUGGCAGAAAGUGACCGACCUGAAGGAAUUCACGACCAAUGGCAGCGCGAAGCAUGUUGAUGGACAGCCGUGGUGACUUAUUAAAAGGAAGAAUCGGUAUCACCAGGCGGGAGUAGAUGAGUUUCUAGGCCAUUGAGGAAUAGGUCAACUUGGGUGUCUAGGUAGUGACCUGGUGUCGUUCCGAAAGUGAAUCGACCCACAAGGGUUACUUUCAUCGGGUCCACGUGUUGCUCUCAGCUCAACUCAAAAUAGACAGGGAGAGGAUUACAUAGAGUGAGAAUCCCAGGAGACAAAGAUCUUUGCAUGACAUUUUGAAGCCACCUGCUACAAAUUUCCUGGCUAAUCACUUGGAAUGUCAUAAUUGGAAUCAUAUUUUCAGAUUGACUUCUUUCACUUAGUAUUAUGCAUGCUUGCAGAUGGGUCAAGGGCUGUGGAGAGUGGCCAGAAACCAGCAGCUCCAGCAGGAAGGCUAUAGUGAGCAAGGCUACCUCACCAGAGAGCAGAGCCGGAGAAUGGCGGCAAGCAGCAUCGCUGGUACCAAUCACCGGAAACAAGUCCAAGGAGGCAUUGAUAUAUAUCAUCUUUUGAAAGCAAGGAAAUCUAAAGAACAGGAAGGAUUCAUUAAUUUGGAAAUGCUGCCUCCAGAGCUAAGCUUCACCAUCCUGUCCUACCUGAAUGCAACUGACCUUUGCUUGGCAUCCUGUGUUUGGCAGGACCUUGCUAAUGAUGAACUUCUCUGGCAAGGAUUGUGCAAGUCCACGUGGGGUCACUGUUCCAUAUACAAUAAGAACCCACCUUUAGGAUUUUCUUUUAGAAAACUGUAUAUGCAGCUGGAUGAAGGCAGCCUUACCUUUAAUGCCAACCCAGAUGAAGGAGUGAACUACUUUAUGUCCAAGGGUAUCCUUGAUGAUUCACCAAAGGAAAUAGCGAAGUUUAUCUUUUGUACAAGAACACUAAAUUGGAAAAAAUUGAGAAUCUAUCUUGAUGAAAGGAGAGAUGUCUUGGAUGACCUUGUCACAUUGCAUAAUUUUAGAAAUCAGUUCUUGCCAAAUGCACUGAGAGAAUUUUUUCGUCAUAUCCAUGCUCCUGAAGAGCGUGGGGAGUAUCUUGAAACUCUUAUAACGAAGUUCUCACACAGGUUCUGCGCUUGUAAUCCUGAUUUAAUGCGAGAACUUGGCCUUAGUCCUGAUGCUGUCUAUGUACUGUGCUACUCUUUGAUUCUACUUUCCAUUGACCUCACUAGCCCUCAUGUGAAGAAUAAAAUGUCAAAAAGAGAAUUUAUUCGAAAUACUCGUCGUGCUGCUCAAAACAUUAGUGAAGAUUUUGUAGGGCAUCUUUAUGACAACAUCUACCUUAUUGGCCAUGUGGCUGCAUAAAAGCACAAUUGCUAGGACUUCAAGUUUUUACUUCAGACUAAAGCUACCCAAGGACUUAGUUAGCAAAUAUGGUGAUUACAUCAGUGCUGGUCAUUCUAGCCUCUGUAUACAAUCAAGCUAGAGUGUAUAGCCUCUUCUUGUUUCACUGUUUCCUUUUCUAAUGAUUUUCCUUGGGGGAACUAAAUAAUUUUGCAGAAUUUCUCUUAAUUUUGCUUAUCACGUUUUGCACAAAGUAGAGCCAUUAUUGGAUACAGCUGUUAAAGAAUGUUAAACUGACAUUAUACUACAUGAGAUGGUAUAUUUGUGCAUUAGAUUUGCCUGAAAAACUUUAUUCAUUUUCAUUCUUUUUUAAAUACCAUGUAAUGUAUACAUAUUUAACUAAAGAGAUUUAUAAUCAUAAUUAUUUUAUUGUAAAGAUUUUAACUAAAAGUUUUCCUUUUCUCUCAAACUGAGUUCUGAUUUUUUUUUAUUCUGAUUUAAGGCUAUUGUUGGCUUUGUAAAUGUUGGGUCUGAUUUCAUUCAAAAAUCAAUAGUAGUUCUUUCUUUCUUUGGACUUUGAACAGUGUGUUUCUUUGUUAUUAUAUUACUAUGCAAACUGAUACCUUCUUGUAUAAUAUAAACUUAUCAUUUGAUUCUUUUCAAACUGUAAUAAGUCCUUUAAGCAGAAUUUAGAAGUUAUAGAAGUCUCAUCAUUUUUGCUUGUUUAUGUUUGACUUAGUCAAACUAUUUUCCUAAUCUUGAUUAUCUCUGUUCAGAAUCCAUAAAGAAAGGGCUGUUGUGAAUGAUGGUAAGCACUCAUUAUUCAUUCAUAUUUAUCGAAAGUUGCCCGUGUGCUAAGCUCUGUACUGGGUACUAGUGAUACUUAGACAUGAUUUCUGCCUUCACAGGCAUUAGAUAAUUGAGUAAUAUAAGAGAAAUUACCACUUAAUAAAGAGCUAAUGUAUU
Perognathus longimembris pacificus (Pacific pocket mouse) is the source of this 2557-nucleotide messenger RNA. RefSeq names its product F-box protein 8 (gene Fbxo8). Lineage: Eukaryota; Metazoa; Chordata; Mammalia; Rodentia; Heteromyidae. Bases 653 to 1612 code for a protein of 319 amino acids. Gene Ontology annotation, molecular function: protein binding; guanyl-nucleotide exchange factor activity. Gene Ontology annotation, biological process: regulation of ARF protein signal transduction. The record is from RefSeq and is a predicted model, not a curated record. The transcript has 9 exons.